AUGGCACCAAACGAUAACCAUUUCCCAUCUUCAAAGCCAUCAUCCCUCCCUGCCACCACCGCUCCUCCUCCUCCGAUCCCCAAUGGCUCAACAACAACAACAAACUCCAAACCCAUUCCUCUCCCGCCACGUCAGCAGCCCAUCCGUCAACAGCUCUACUCCGACAACCACCCCAACCAACAACGACAACGAAGACGGUGGCAGCGGCCAAGCAACCGCCGGAUCUGCUGCUGCUGCUGCUUCUGGUCGAUCCUAAUCCUCCUCAUCUCCAUCCUCCUCGCCUCCCUCCUCGCAAUCGCACUCUACCUCAUCUACCAGCCCCGCCCCCCCUCCUUCGCCGUCGCCUCCCUCCGAAUCCACCGCUUCAACCUCACCGCGUCCCCCGAUUCCUCCGCCGCGCACCUCUCCUCCCUCUUCAACCUAACUCUCAUCACCAAAAACCCCAACUCCAACUUCCUCUUCGCUUACGAUCCCUUCCUGCUCUCCGCCCUCACCGAUCCCGAUAAGAUCUUCCUCGGCAACGGCACGAUCCCUGCCUUCUCGAGCGGGGAGAAGAACCUGACCUCGUUCAGAGGAGUCCCCGUGGCGUCGUCGGAGUCUCGCGAGCUCGAUUUCGGGGACGGAUUGGGGUUGAAAUCGGAUUUGAAGCGGAGGAACGGGGUGUUGGAUCUGAGGAUAGUGAUGGACACGAAGGUGGAGAUAAGAACGGGGAAAUUGAGAAGCAAGAGGGUUGGGAUUAGGGUUUCGUGCGGUGGGAUUAGAGGGAGCUUGCCCAAAGGUAAAGCCGUUUCGAUGGCUUCUACUGAUAAGUCCAAGUGUAAGGUUGAUCUUAGGAUCAAGAUCUGGAAUUGGACUUUUUAA
Messenger RNA from Raphanus sativus (radish), 861 nucleotides. Its product is annotated as NDR1/HIN1-like protein 6. The record is from RefSeq and is a predicted model, not a curated record. The coding region runs from base 1 to 861 and encodes 286 amino acids. Gene Ontology annotation, cellular component: plasma membrane. The transcript has a single exon. Lineage: Eukaryota; Viridiplantae; Streptophyta; Magnoliopsida; Brassicales; Brassicaceae.